AUGUCAGGCAGGCGUCAUGGCCGAAUCAGUCACGGUCAGCAGAGAGAACCACCACUUUACUCUGGUGAUGGAACCGAGAGUGCUUCCGAAACGGCGGGGAAACCUCCUACGGGCUUACAUCUUGAUGUCAUGAAGGAAGGAAAGUUGGUGCAGGUACCUAUCGACUCAGGGAUACACUUUGGUGCAUCAACACGUCUCUACAUUAUCCGUGAGCGUCCCGCCCCGCUCUACAGCCUCAAUACCACGGACCCUGCCGGG
Molecule: messenger RNA, 258 nt
Organism: Dibothriocephalus latus
Lineage: Eukaryota; Metazoa; Platyhelminthes; Cestoda; Diphyllobothriidea; Diphyllobothriidae
Source: the annotation of a GenBank genome assembly